UCUCACUCUUUCUGACGUGUGAAGACAGCAAUGACAUCACAACACCUCCCAGAACACCCCAUCUAAAAUUGCACCCAGGACAGUGUUUUGAGGGUCUACCAUGUGCCACACCCUGAACUGGGCAUGGAGGAUAGAAAGAUGAACAAGAAGGAACAGAAGGCCCAUGCCCUUGAGACGUCAUAGGCUGGCAGGGAACAGACUGGGGUCCUGUCCUCUUCCCUUGCCCACCAUAUCAUAGUUCCUACUCCACAAGGAUCCAGGAUGGAGACUGAAGCAGUCCUGCCAGCUUGUAGCUAGCUGGUGCAGGCAGGGAGGAUUGAGGUAACUAUAGGGACCCUACCCCCAACUCUCAGUCCCCUCCUCCCUCCCCACCCAUGACCCCUAGGCUUGCUGCCUGUGUGUUUGACUAAAGGGCAGGGAUUGCUGAACCUGCUGGAUUAGUCCAGUGAGUCAGAGGCGAUUCAGGUGGGCGGGCAGGUGGGCAGGAGGGCAGGCAGGCAAAGGGAGUGCCAGUGGCACUGGGACCAUGGCUCUGACUGUGUGUGUGCGGCGACUAACAGGGCUGCCGGGCACCCACGAUCGACAAGUGAAGCUCAGCUUCCGGGGCUUUACCCAGAAAACAAGAAAAAUUCGCUGUGGUCAAGAAGCAGAUAUUGGCGAGCUGUUCCAUUGGCCCCACUAUGGGGCUCCACUGGCUGGGGAGUGUCUGUCGGUGCAGGUAGUCAACUGUAGCCGCAUGUUCAGCCCCAGGUCUCUGGGGACCCUGGUGAUCUCCCUGCAGCAGCUACAGAAUGCUGGGCAUUUGGUGCUACGGGAAGCCCUGGUGGAUGAGAAUCUUCGAGUGUCCCAGAUCCAAGUGGAACUUGACCUGAAGUACCAGCCCCCAGAGGGCGCUACUGGAACCUGGGCAGAGGAGGACUUUGGGGCACUUGUCUCUGACAGUUCGGAACUGAUCAUCCCCAAUGUGGGCUUCCAGGAGCUGGAGCCUGGGGAGGCCCACCUGGAGCGUCGGGCAGUGGCUUUGGGCCGUAGGCUAGCUCGAGGCCUAGCCCAGCAGGAUGACGAGGACAACGAGCUGGAGCUGGAGCUGGAGCUGGAGGAUGAGCCUGAUGUGGAGCUUUCUGGGGUUGUGUUCAGCCCCCUCAAGAGCCGAGCCCGGGGCCUGGCCCGCGGGGAUCCCUUCCAGGUGUCCAGAGCACAAGACUUCCAGGUGGGCGUCACCGUGCUGGAGGCCCAGAAACUGAUGGGAGUCAACAUUAACCCGUACGUGGCUGUGCAGGUUGGGGAGCAGCGCCGAGUGACUGCCACACAACGUGGGACCAAUUGCCCCUUCUACAACGAGUACUUCUUGUUCGAAUUUCAUGAGACCCGGCUUCACCUCCAAGACUUGCUGCUGGAGAUCACGGCUUUCCAUUCGCAGACCCUCCCCUUUAUGGCCACUCGGAUAGGCACCUUCCGGAUGGACCUGGGCAUCAUCUUGGACCAGCCAGAUGGCCACUUCUACCAGAAAUGGGCUCCGCUGCAUGACCCCCAGGACACCCGCGCUGGGACCAAAGGCUUCGUCAAGGUCACCUUGUCCGUGAGAGCACGCGGGGACCUGCCCCCUUCACUGCCACCCCCGGGCCCAGGGUCCAGUUCGGACAUCGAGAAGAACCUGCUCCUGCCGCGCCGGGUGCCUGCAGAGAGGCCGUGGGCGCGGCUCCGCGUGCGCCUGUACCGCGCGGAGGGCCUUCCCGCGCUGCGCCUGGGGCUGCUGGGCAGCCUGGCCCGCGCCCUGCACGACCAGCGCGUCCUCAUGGAGCCCUACGUGCGGGUGUCUUUCCUGGGGCAGCAGGGCGAGACGUCGGUGUGCGGCGCGGCGCCGGCGCCCGAGUGGAACGAGCAGCUGAGCUUCGUGGAGCUCUUCCCGCCGCUGACGCGCGGCCUCCGUCUGCAGCUGCGGGACGACGCGCCCCUUGUCGAUGCGGCUCUCGCCACGCACGUGCUGGACCUGAGGCAGAUCUCCCACCCCGGCCGCGCGGCGGGGUUUAACCCCACCUUCGGCCCGGCCUGGGUGCCUCUCUAUGGCUCACCGCCCAGUGGGGGGCUCCGGGAUGGUCUUCAAAGUCUCAAUGAAGGCCUUGGCCAAGGCAUUUGGUUCCGUGGCCGCCUUCUGGUGGCUGUGUCCAUGGAGGUGUUAGAAGGGAGAGCUGAACCUGAGCCUCCUCAGCCCCAACAGGGGUCCAUGUUGUCACGGCUCACACGAAAGAAGAAGAAAGCCAGGCAGGGUCAGGCCCCACCUGGGGUUCCACAGCACGUGGCCGCCAGCCACAGCGCUGCCAGGCCUGAGAUUCCUAGUGCGAUGGAGGUGGAGGUGGAGGAGCUGCUGCCACUGCCAGAGAACGCCCUGGCGCCCUGUGAAGAUUUCCUGCUCUUUGGUGUGCUUUUCGAGGCCACCAUGAUUGAUCCUGCUGUGGCCUCCCAGCCCAUCAGCUUCGAGAUUUCCAUUGGUCAAGCGGGCCGCCAGGAGGAGCAAUUGGGCCGAGGGUCCAGGGCCAGGGAGGGAACUGAGGGCACACUGGUGGAGGCCCAGCCUCUGCUGAAGUCAGACUCCGGAGCCGGGCUGGAGGAGGAGGAGGAGCUGGGAACCCCUGCUCAGCGGCCUGAGCCCAUGGAUGGCAGCGGGCCAUACCUGUGCUUGCCCCUUCGUCACCGCAAGCCAUGCGUGCACGUGUGGAGCCGCUGGGAGGAUCACACAUGGCGCCUGCACAGCAGCAACUGUGUGCGCAAAGUGGCCGAGAGGCUGGACCAGGGGCUGCAGGAGGUUGAGACACUACAACGAAGGCCGGGGCCAGGUGCCUGCACACGGCUCAAGCAGGCACUGGAAGAGCUGGUGGCUGGGAGCAGACAGUUUUGCCACGGUGCUGAGCGCAGGACAAUGACUCGGCCCAACACCCUGGAUCGAUGCCGAGGGAAACUGCUCGUGCACAGCCUGAACCUGUUGGCAAAGCAAGGACUGCGGCUUCUCCGGGGCCUGAGACAGGGCAAUGUGCAAAAGAAGGUGGCAUUGGCCAAGAAGCUCAUGGCAAAACUGCGCUUCCUGGCUCAGGAGCCCCAGCUGCCCCUCCCUGACGUGAUCGUCUGUAUGCUCAGUGGGCGGCGCCGUGUGGCCUGGGCCCGGAUCCCUGCCCAGGAUGUGCUGUUCUCUGUGGUCGAGGAGGAACGGGGCCGGGACUGUGGAAAGAUCCAGAGUCUGCUGCUCACAGCUCCCGGGGCAGGCCCUGGGGAGGUCUGUGCCAAGCUGGAGCUCUUCCUGUGGCUGGGGCUGGGCAAACAAGUCAAGGCCUGCACCUUCGAGCUGCCCCCGGACCUGCUGCCCGAGCCCUCAGCUGGGCUGCCCCACAGCUUGUGCCGGGAUGACUUUAGGUACUUCCAGCUUCGGGCUCACUUGUACCAGGCCCGAGGUGUGUUGGCAGCAGAUGACAGUGGCCUCUCAGACCCCUUUGCUCGAGUCCUCAUCUCUACACAGUGCCAGACCACACGGGUCCUGGAGCAGACGCUGAGCCCCCUGUGGGACGAACUCUUGGUGUUUGACCAGUUGAUCAUAGAUGGCAGGAGGGAGCAUCUGCAGGAGGAGCCGCCUUUAGUGGUCAUCAAUGUUUUUGACCACAAUAAGAUUGGUCCCCCUGUGUUCCUGGGCAGGGCACUGGCCGCCCCGAGGGUAAAGCUGGUGGAGGACCCAUACCUAUGCCCUGAGCUGCAGUUCUUCCCCCUGAGGAAGGGACCUCGGGCAGCUGGAGAGCUCAUUGCCACCUUUGAACUCAUUGAACUGGACUACAGUGGCCGAUUUGAGCCCUCAGUGCCCAAUGAUGUGGAGCCCCAGGAUCUGGCACCCCUGGUGGAGCCCCUCUCUGGACGCCUGUCCCUGCCACCCAACGUGCGCCCAGUGCUCAGGGAGUUCCAUGUUGAGGUGCUGUUCUGGGGUCUGAGGGGCCUUGGUCGUGUGCACCUGUUUGAGGUGGAGCAGCCCCAGGUUGUGCUGGAGGUGGCCGGGCGACGUGUGGAGUCUGAGAUCCUGGCCAGUUAUCAUGAGAGUCCCAAUUUCACUGAGCUCGUCAGGCAUCUGACAGUGGACCUGCCGGAGCAGCCUUACCUGCAGCCCCCACUCAGCAUCCUGGUGAUUGAGCGCCGGGCCUUUGGCCGCACUGUCCUUGUGGGUUCACACAUUGUCCCCCACAUGAUGCGAUUCACUUUCCGGGGUCAUGAGGAUCCUCCUGAGGACGAAGGAGAGGAGGAGGAGACAGGGGACCUGGUGCCCAAGAGACCUCAAGGAAAGAAGUCCCUGGAUCCCUUCUCAGCUGAAACGGGGAUCUCCAGACAGCUCCUGAAGGCUCCUCUGAAGAAGCUCCCCCUAGGAGGCCUCCUGCUUCAAGGCCCUGAGCUGGAGGAGGACAUCCCAGAUCCUGAAGAACUCGACUGGUGGUCCAAGUACUACGCAUCGCUGCAGGAGCUCCAGGGGCAGCCCAACUUUGAUGAGGAUGAAAUGGACGAUCCUGGAGAUUCAGAUUGUGUCAACCUUGUUUCUGCGGAUGGGGAGGCCCAAGACCAGGGUGAGGCUAAAGUUGAAGGUUCUGUGUCCCGGAAAAAAGCACUUGCCACCCUGAAGAUCUACAACAGCUCCCUGGAGGAAGAGUUUAACCACUUUGAAGAUUGGCUGAAAGUGUUUCCCCUAUACCGAGGGCUAGGGGGCCAAGAUGCAGAUGGAGAGGAAGAAGGUUCUGGACACCCAGUGGGCAAGUUCAAGGGCUCCUUCCUCAUUUACCCCGAAUCAGACGCAAUGUCGUCCUCUGAGCCCCAGAUCUCUCGGGGGAUCCCAGAGAACCGGCCCAUCAAGCUCCUGGUCAGAGUCUAUGUUGUCAAGGCUACCAACCUGGCUCCAGCAGACCCCAAUGGCAAAGCAGACCCCUAUGUGGUGGUGAGCGCUGGCCGAGAGCGGCAGGACUCCAAGGAGCGCUACAUCCCCAAGCAGCUGAACCCCAUCUUUGGAGAGGUCCUGGAGCUAAGCAUCUCUCUCCCUGCUGAGCCGGAGCUGACCAUUGCUGUAUUUGAUCAUGACCUCCUGGGUUCUGACGACCUCAUUGGAGAGACCCACAUUGACUUAGAAAACCGAUUCUACAGCCACCACAGAGCAAACUGUGGGCUGGCCGCCCAGUAUGAUGUGGAUGGGUACAAUGCCUGGCGUGAUGCAUUCCGGCCUUCGCAGAUCCUGGCAGGUCUGUGCCAACGCCGUGGCCUCCCUGCCCCUGAAUACCGAGCCGAGGCUGUCAAGGUGGGCAGCAAAGUCUUUCCGACACCGCCUGAGACCCUGCCUCCAGGUAGGGGGGCCUCCAAAGGGGCAGGUGGGGCCCCUGAGGAGGCACAGGCAUUGCUUGUGCUGCGGCGCUGGCAGGAGAUGCCAGAUUUUGGGAUCCAGCUGGUACCUGAGCAUGUAGAAACACGGCCCCUCUACCAUCCCCGCAGCCCGGGGCUGCUGCAGGGAUCCCUUCACAUGUGGAUUGACAUCUUUCCCAGAGAUGUGCCUGCCCCACCUCCAGUUGACAUCAAGCCUCGGCAGCCAAUCAGCUAUGAGCUCAGAGUCAUCAUCUGGAACACGGAAGAUGUGGUACUGGAUGACGUGAACCCGCUCACUGGAGAGAUGUCGAGUGACAUCUAUGUGAAGAGCUGGGUGAAGGGGCUGGAGCAUGACAAGCAGGAGACAGACGUUCACUUCAACUCCCUGACUGGGGAGGGGAACUUCAAUUGGCGCUUUGUGUUCCGCUUUGACUACCUCCCCACGGAGCGGGAGGUGAGUGUCCGGCGCCGGCCUGGACCCUUUGCCCUGGAGGAGACCGAGUUCCGGCAGCCAGCCGUGCUGGUCCUGCAGGUCUGGGACUAUGAUCGCAUCUCCGCCAAUGACUUCCUCGGAUCCCUGGAGUUGCAGCUGCCAGACAUGGUGCGGGGGGCCCGGGUCCCUGAGCUCUGCUCUGUCCGGCUGGCCCGUGAUGGGGCUGUGCCCAGGUGCAAUCUGUUUCGCUGCCGCCGCUUGAGGGGCUGGUGGCCCAUGGUGAAGCUGCAGGAGGCGGAGGAUGUGGAGCGGGAGGCGCAGGAGGCCCAGGCUGGCAAGAAGAGACGGAAGCAGAGGAGGAAGGGCAGGCCAGAAGACCUGGAGUUCAGAGACACAGGCGGCAAUGUGUAUAUCCUCACGGGAAAGGUGGAGGCAGAGUUUGAGCUGCUGACUGUGGAGGAGGCUGAGAAACGGCCGGUGGGGAAGGGGCGGAAGGAGCCAGAGCCCCUGGAGAAGCCUAACCGCCCCAAAACCUCCUUCAACUGGUUCGUGAACCCGCUGAAGACCUUCGUCUUCUUCAUCUGGCGCCGCUACUGGCGCAUCCUGGUGCUGCUGCUGCUGUUGGCGCUGAUCACUGUCUUCCUCCUCCUCGUCUUCUACACCAUCCCCGGCCAGAUCAGCCAGGUCAUCUUCCGCCCCCUCCACAAGUGACUCAGCUUGAACACCCACGCCAUGGUGCCAGCCCAACUCCCACUCCUCCUUGCCAGUGAGCUUUCUUUGAAUAAACCUCAUCACACAGGCACUGA
Molecule: messenger RNA, 6609 nt
Organism: Microcebus murinus (gray mouse lemur)
Lineage: Eukaryota; Metazoa; Chordata; Mammalia; Primates; Cheirogaleidae
Product: fer-1-like protein 4
Biological process (GO): plasma membrane organization
Cellular component (GO): membrane
Source: RefSeq, a predicted model, not a curated record